This is a messenger RNA of Owenia fusiformis, 7914 nucleotides long. The record is from the annotation of a GenBank genome assembly. NCBI's taxonomy places the organism in Eukaryota, Metazoa, Annelida, Polychaeta, Sabellida, Oweniidae.
CAUAAAUUUCCUCAAAUUCAUCUCAUUAUAAUUUUACAGUAAAUCUAGAAUAUAUGGGUUGUUUACAUCGUUUGACUCCAUGAAGUUACAUGUAGCGUACAAGGAUGUAUAUGCAAAGAGAUCUAGCUGAUUUUUGCGGACCUGUGGUCAAGUAAAUUGACUAAAAAUCGUCAAAAUAUUUACCACAUUUUUCUGCAUCGAAUUUCAUUUUGGACCUGUUGCUAAAAUUAGAAACAAACAUAUGUAUAUAGGCUUGCAACAUGGGUACCAGGGCUGCUACAUUCAAUGCCAAGAUCCGCAAUCUCAAGGACUACCACUAUAGGAUCACAAACAAUUUAUCACCAACGCCAUCUGGCAUAGAUGUGGCAAAUACAUUGAAGUAUUUCUCUCAGACUUUACUCAGUGUGUUAAAGGAUGUGCCAAGUAUUCCCCAAGAGAGCUAUGGGCCAAGACAACGAGAUAGUGUCAGGCUGUCAGUAUUUCCAAACCUCAACUACUCUGGUCUCUACCAGGUGGUCCUAGAGAUCAUAGGCCUCGUUCCAACUGUGCAAUAUGGAGUCAUACCACUAGGCGAGGCCAUCUUACAUGUGCUUGGAUGUCUUGUGCCAUUCCUAGAGUACGACUUACUAGAUGCAUUGCCUUAUACAGUGGCUUCUACCCUGGCCACAUUUCCCCACAAUCUGCAGAAGGAAACCAUCUCCUUGCUCUGUACCAACAUACUCCCUAUGACUUUAGGUUAUGCUGAUAUGAAUGAGAACCCAACAUAUGCGACUGAUUCAACAGCAGCCAUUAUAAUGAUGGUGUUCCAGUACAUAGAUAAUGGAUGUUAUCACUCACAGGUUAUUGAGAGCUUGAUGAGCAUGAAGAAAUAUCUAUAUAAGGACCUGUUAUGUGUAAUAGCUUAUGGCCCUCCAGCAUCCAGGGCCCCAGCUGUAAAUCUCCUCUUCCACUACUGGCCCCAAUUGAACAAGACACUUACAGACAGGCGAGGGGUGCAUUACAAGUAUUAUGGUUAUAACAUCCUUGCUUGUCUUCCAAUCUGCUGUCAGAAAUUGAUCUGUCCAAACUCUGGCAAUGUACCUGCAGUGAAGACUUGCCUUGACCCUGCAUUAACCAUACAGAUGAGUGAUAAGGGUCCUCCACUGUAUGUGUGCAGUGAUUGCAGUGACAUGAUGCAACAUGAACAUGCACAGUUUCUCACUGAUGUCCUCCUGCCAAUACAAAGUGUCUCUCUCAAUUGUGACAAUAAGAACUGUACAUAUCAUGACAAAUUAGCUGUAGCAACAUGUUUCUCCCUGGAGUGCGCCAGUUUCAAUGGCUAUCGACCAAUCAGAUACUGUGCACAGUGUCAUGCAGCUCGGCAUGAUGAUCCAAAAAAUAGUCGUCAUAUUGUACAGACAAAUAUUCCUGACCUAUGGAGCUGUGACAAUGAGACACGCAGCUACAUUGUUGAAGCUAUUGUCAGUUUACUGAAAGAAGCACAGGCCAUGGACAGUAAACGAUCUGCAGAGAUGGAUGAUGGAGAGGGUGACUCCUACAAUAGUGAUGACGUUGAAUCCGAGAAUGAAGACAGCGAGGACAGGAAGUUGUUGAGUCGCUAUGGAAUCUGGCUAUUGGUAGAACUCUGCAAACCAAAGGAUGAUAUCCCCAUAGAAGUCCUAGGUAGGCUCCUGGGAAUGCUAUUCCAGUGGUUUGAUGCAACAUCUUAUCUCCCUGAUGAUCCACACUCAAUGUACACUCAGUCUAGUGACACAAGCACCAAUCCUGUCGAUAAUGUUGGUACUACACUUGAGAAAUUGAAGUCAGAGUACAUCUAUUCCUGGCUUCAAGACAUCAGUAAGACACACUUUGAAGUUAUCCUCUCAUGUCUGCUACCUCAUCCAAUGGAAUAUGCUCGGGUUGGAGGGCAUUGGGACACAUUGUCAACCAGAAAGACACAGAUUAAAGAAGGCCUUCAGAAGCUAGUCUGCUUGAUCCCAUAUGACAUUGUUACCUAUGAGGUAUGGGACUACAUUAUUCCAUACUGGCUGGAGUCCAUUAGAACUGAGAUCACCAAGGACCAGUUACCAGAACUCAAGACCCUUUUGAGCAAAUUGUUCGACAUUGAGAUGGGCCCUCUUCCAUUCCUGACUGAAAAGAUCUAUCACUUUGCGAGGGACCGCCUUGAAGAUACACCUGCGUCAGUACAAGAACAAACCCUGCAAUGGUUACAAAUUUUGUCAUCUGUUGACAUUGUGAUUCCAAUGAAAUUGCUAUUGAGCAUAUUUAAGACAGGAAUUCAGUCUCUAUCAAGCUACCAACCAGAAGUCGAUGAUGAUGAUGAGGGACCUUCUUUCAUUCACAAACCACAGUUCUCUCCUACCUCCCCACUUGAAGAGUUCUUUCCAGGAUCCCCACUGACACCUAACCACCAGGGUGCCAUGUUCCGUGAUUCCGUAGAACAUCAAAAGGAGGGUGAACUGAAUCUGACCUGUUGUAUCAUGAUGGUUGAUAUUGUGAUAAAACAGAUUGAAACCCAGAAAAUGCAAAUCCAUAUGGGGAUCUACAAUGAGACUUGUAAAGAGGCUUUUUCAACUCUGACAGAGAUGCUGCGUGCUCCUUGGGAGGGCGUCCAUACCUGUGGUCAGGGCUUACAUACAAAUGGAGAGGGUAUACCCAAUCUUGGAGAAGAGGAGAACAACUUGGGCUGCAACUUCUGUGAAACAAUUGCUCUCUGGCAUCAACUUAGUAUGAAGUUGAUCGAAAUGCUAAGUCCAAGACUGUCUGUAAGAAUCCCACAGAAAGGUCUGCCAAGCAUUGAAGAAAUAACAGCAAAGAAUAAUGUUCAAAAAGGUAUCGCCAGAUCAAAUAAAGUGAAAAAGGAGAAUGAAAACAGUCCUGAACCUCCUGGAAAUGAUGAUACAUCACAGGGUGUAGAGGAAAAGAAGACAGAAGAAGAGCCUGAACCAAUCUUCGAUAUAAGUAGUCUCCCUGUUCACUUGCAACUACUUCAUGAGUACCUAAAGGAACUUGAUACACAGACAGACAGUGAGGCAUUGUACAACAUGCUAAAGGGCAUUAAGUUCCUUUGCUUGCACUCUGAGGUGCUCAACUACUCUCUCAAUGAACAUGAAGACUUUGUUAAAUUCUGUAUGAAGAAGACACUAAUACCAAGCCUAUGGAAGUUACUUCAAGCAGAGCACUCACAGAUCGCUUUGGUCUGCGUCCCUUUACUACUCCACUGUCUCACAUUACCCUCUGGUAGCGACAUUUUGUGGCACUUGGUCGAAACAGACUUUACAGAUGAAGACUGGCGGUCAAGAUUUGCAGCAGUGGAGAAGGUGACUGUGCUGGCGAGGCUGAUUGAAGCGAAGACUAUCAAGAACAAUCAACAGAUAAUGACAUCUUUGGCUCACACCUUCUGUCACCUUAUCUCCUCAUUGGAUGACAUGAAUCCAUCAGUUGUCACACGGACCAGACUCUACAUAGAAACCAUUAAAUCAUCAUCAGUAAAGUGCAUAUGCCAGUGUCUGGAGUUCCAGUUUGACUCUGUCAUAGAUGACCGCACUAUGAUUCUGCAACGCAUGUACCAAUUUUCAACCAUACUGAAGGACCAGCCAAUAUUAACAUGGGAUUUCUUCCUGAACCGCUUUGAUACACUCUCACUUGAGGCACAACUUGAUCUAGAGAGCAGUGGUGAUAUAGCCUUUCCCACAGAUUUGAAGAGCAGUAACAGAGAGAGUGAACACUUCCUGCGUAAGAUUAACAGGGCAAGGUUUGCUUUGGCACGUACAGACAGUGUACGCUCCGUUUGUGGCAGUAUCUACGGCAAACCUCCUUACAGGAGAGCUGCCUCUGUCCCGUUGCAUCUGAUCAACCGCACUGCGCUACCUAAAGAGAAGCCGUAUACGCGCCAACAGUCAGCUCCUCAAUUUACAAUAGGAGGCAGCACUGUUUGGCGGCGUCCAAGUGCAGCACGUUGCGGCACUAGCAUGUUCAGUAACUACAUUUUUCCAGGUGGGCAUCUGCGGGAGUUUACAGAUGAGGAGAGCAACUUUGCAGCAUUACUGCAGCGAGCAAUGGAUUUGGAAGGUGUUGAUCGUGAGACUGUCCACCAUCUUGUUACUCUUCUACUUAAGUUCAUGGUGAACGUUGAAGUUGAGGACCAAAAUGAAGAACAAAAAGUUGAACAGAAGGAUUCACAGAGUAUAGUGCUGAGACACCUCAAUGUUCUACUUGGCUACAAUCAAACAGAGAAGGCAUUUAGUGUUCCCCCAUACAAACUAAGGUCAUCAGCAGUGUUUAAUGCCUACCUUUCUGGAGUGUGUAAGGUUCUAGACAUGAACUUUCCCUUGGGUAACAUCCUACUUCCUGUUUCUAUGAACCUCUUACAGUACUGCCCCUCUCCCCAACGUUACGCGAGUGAUUUCCAGCCCCCCAACUAUACACUCUGGUAUCUUGAGCCCCACACCAGGAAAUCAUGGCUGAAGACACUACUUGUUAUACUUUAUAAGUACCAAUAUGGUGGGACCAGUCGUUUUGGCAGUUCUAUUCAGACACUAGUACGGAUUGCAUUGAACACUAUUGAUGCGCAGCAUCAUCGCUGUCGGCAACAUGAUGACGGAUAUGGACCUUCGAGUCCCAUAAUCCCACGAAACAGAGAUGCUAGUAAUAUUUCGGCUGGAGAUUUGGAAAAUAUUCUUGAAACAGAGACACCUCCCCAGAGCCCCCUCAAUUCUCCUGUGGAUGAACCCAAUGUAACCAUCAGCAUCAGCCCUUCAUCUAAAGGCACGGUACUGUACCAGAAGCUGACAUCAGAUGGCACACCAGUGACAUCAAAUACUGCUACAUUGACAACAUCAGUGACAGAUGACACUGACACAACAUCAUCAUCUGCAGGCCAUGAGCGUGGUGUGUCCCCCAAGAGACGUGUCACACGUCCCCCGAGACGACUCCCAGAUUACAGCUUUGAUGGUUCUGAUCAUGAUAAUAGGCUUGUGAGUAGUGGUGUCUCACACUCACACACCAAUGGCAUUCACAAUCCUGCAUCACCGAGCUCUCCAGUAAAGGAGAUGAGAAAUUUACCCAUAGUUCCACAGUGGCACAAGGAGGAAGCUGGUGGUUCUCCGCUGUUAUCUCGUGGUACAUCAACUCCAAAGCCAGUGACAACAUCCACUGUUAUGAAGUUUGAUAACAAGAGGACACUUGAAAAGAGCUUUGAGGAACACAUUAUGGCUAUGGCUAAGGGAGAAGAUGAUCAAGCUCUCACUCCAUCCCCACAAGCUCCGCUCACUCCCUCUACCCAGGGGGCUCCCACCCCUUCCAUCCAAAGUGGAGCCACUACCCCAUCUACUACCCCGAGUGCACAGGUGGAGAAAAAGAUGGUGGAACAGAUCCAAGAGUUUGAAUCUCAGGAGUCACGCAAAUCAUCUAGUACUGAUAAGCCUCCACUAGAUGGCACCAUGAGUCUGCCGUCAACAAUGUCAACUGGUGAUACACUCCACCCAGGCAGCCAGACACUCAGUGAAAGUGACCGUGAUGAUUUAUCUGACCAAGAGGGUGCACCCAAACCUCACCGCAUCAAUGUGCGACAUCGGAAAGCAAGAAAAACUGGACUUACAAAUGUUGAAUUGCAGAAAAUGAUUCCAGAGUUGAAUGAUGGCGGUGAGAAAUCUGACGACAAAUCACAAAGGAGACGUACUAGGAAGGCAGACCUCUUGAAGAAAAGCCAACAAAGCAACAACCAACAGAAGAAAGCAAUGCAGGCGAGAUACAGUGACCAGACAAUAGUAGAUAGAUGUCCCGAGUGUAUGGCAGUGUUGGAACAGUAUGAUGAAGACACAAUAAGCCUUGCAAUUACAGUAUGUGCUACCUUUGUACACAGGGAACCUUCCCUGGCUGUACCUAUGUUACUGGAUAUGUUACAGAGUAUUGGUCGCGUGGCAUCUCAACACCUCUACCCCUGGCAAACGGACUGUAGCUUAGUGGUGCCGGGUAACUGUGUGAGUGUGGCGAGGCAGUUCUUGCGUUGCGUCCUACACCAGCUUGCCCCCAAUGGCAUCUUUGUUCAGAUCUUCCAAAGUAACGUUGAAGAAGGAAUGCUAAUGAAAACAAUCGCCAAUGCUCUGAUGGACUUUAAUGAACUGAACUGCUAUGCACCUCUUCAGCUUCUUCUAGAGGGUCUGAAUGCCAAGAAGACAUUGCCGAGUGAGAGCAUUAUGUUGCUACUGACUAAUCUUGCUGAGUAUAUGGACUGCAUAACCUUGGAGUCAUCCACACCCAUAUGGGCUAACAUCCUGGCUCAUUUUGAUUCAUUCUUUCGGAGACUCCCUGGGACUCUUCCCUGUCCAUGUGACAUGACACCUGUGUUGCGAAUCAUCACAGCCGUAUUGAAAAUACCUGGGAUAACAUCAGUUAAGGGUAUAUUGGAGCCAUUUUCUAAACUGUUAAGUUUCACUAUUCAAAACUGCACAUUCAAGAUGCAGGAACUGAUGGACAUCUGUUCCCUCUGCAGUAGAGCCUUCACAAAGGAGAGAGACAAGCUGUAUUUAUCUAGGAGUAUUGUGUUUGAACUCGUCCAGGCUCUCAAGUUCAAGUCCAGUCUACCAGAUGAGAACCUACUGAUGCUAGUACAGUUUGUGUGUGUUGAUGCUGGAGGGACAAUCAGUCCUAAUAACAUCUUAGAGGAAAGUCUGACCGUCUUUAACCCACAGUCCCAACUGCUACUCAGCACCAAUGCCAGUGAAUGUAUGAAACUUCACCUGACUGAGUGUGUGGACUUCAUAGCUGAUCUGCAUACUGUCCCCAAAGUUAAGGUUAACAUGAAGAAUGGGUCUCAAAGCUUAAAUGAGGACACACUGGGAAGUCAACUGAAGUCAGGGGUGGCGCAGUUUAUUGCGCUUGAAUUCACUAAAUGUAAUGGCAGAGAUAAUAGGGCGAUCAACAGAUACCUCCCAUGGCUCUAUCAUCCACCAUCUGCCAUGCAGCAAGGGCCUAAGGAGUUUAUAGACUGUGUGGGUCAUAUACGGUUACUUUCCUGGCUGUUACUUGGGUCCCUCAUCCACACAGCAGUGACACAGGCCACAGGGAAUAUUGUAUGUCAACCUAUCCCUCUAGAGGCAUCAACUCACAUUGCAGACCACAUCAUGGUCAUAAUGACUGGAUUUGCAGAACAGUCAAAGGCAUCAGUGCUCCACAUGUCAUCAUUGUUCCACGCAUUUAUACUCUGCCAGCUAUGGACCAUGUACUGUGAGUGUGCAGCCGCCCUACAUCCCCAACACAGUGAGGACCACCAUGCUGCCUCUGUGACCAUCAUGGACUUCUGGGGGAGAGUUACCCCUGGUGUACUCCAGUUACUCUCACACUCUAAAGUGCUGGCUGAGAUGGUGAACCUCCACUUUUUAAGUCUGAUGGAGGCCCUACAUGAGUGCAACUCAGCCGUUUUGUGUAAGCUUCUUCCCAUGUGGACACAGAUACUUUACUCCUAUCACGGCCAGCUUCAGGGUAAUGCCCAUGUCAGACUACAGACAUGUCAGAAUUGGGAGCCCCCUAAGCAAACAAAGGACUAUGCUGACUCUUCAUUUAAGUCAACUGUGCUUCUUAAGUGGCUGAAGAAACUGGAGUUCAAGAUGGGACAAAUUGAAUGUCAGUCGUCAAAUGCUACACAGUUAUACAUGUAUACAGUCUAAAUCCUUUAAAACAGUUAUACAUGUAUACAGUCUAAAUCCUAUACAGUUAUACAUGUAUACGGUCUAAAUCCUAUACAGUGAUACUUGUACUGGAUACUGUCUGAAUGAAUGCUACAAGCUACACAGUUAUACCAUACAUGCAUGGGACAAAUUGAAUUUCAGUCAUCAAAUGCUAUAGUAGCACAUGUAUACAAUCUGAAUGCUACAUUGCUAAUGUAGUAUGAGAUCAAGAAAAUUGAAAUCAAGG